AUGACUUCUGCAGGCGUACGCGCCUUUCAUCCAACAUCGGAGGACGAUCCGGAGCGCGAGCGGAUCCGCGAUUUAUCGAGAUAUUACUGCACAGUGACUCAAGCAUUCCCAGCACCUGAUGCGACAACUUCGGAGGAGGAAGAGACGCUCGCAGCACCGACGGGAGAUGAACAGCCCACAGGUUGCGAGCUAGCAAAGGAUAUUACCCUCAACGCACUCGCCCAGCUCGGCGUGUUCCGCUUCGACGCCAAUCGCUGCUUUGUGUCUAUAAUUGACGGUGAAACCCAACAUAUUAUUGCCGAAACGACAAAAUCAGUGUCGCUAAGAGAUAAGAACCGCCACAAACCAGGAGAUGGGAUCUAUCUCGGAGCACGGUCACUGGACCUGAUCUGGGGCGUAUGUCCCCACACUGUCAGCUUGUUCACAGGCCGCGCGACCAACGAUAUUGAUACCAGCAAUAUAACCGCCAAUCGCACGCGCUAUAUUAUCCGAGAUUUCACACUGGAUGAUUGCUUCAAGGACCGGCCUUAUGUUCGAGAAUGGCCACACAUGCGCUUCUACGCAGAGGUGCCUUUGUUCAGCGCAUCUGGAUACGUUCUGGGCUCUUAUUGCAUCGUCGAUGACAAACCAAGGGCGGAGUUUGGAGAUGACCAGGUCAAUGACCUCCAGGAAGUGGCGGAUGCCAUCGGACUACAUUUGGAGAAUGUGCGAAUCAGCCAAGCCCAUAUACGGACGGAAAAAUUGGUCAAGGGCUUGACAAAUUUUGUCAAAGACCAUGUAGACUUCGAUCCUAAAGAGGUCUCUAACCAUGGCCGUCUUCAGUCUAGCGUCCACGCAGCAAAUCUCCCACAUGAAACUGCCGCCACUACUGUGGACGCCGAUGACUCCGAUACUACCCCGGUUCUUGAUGUGCCAUCAAUUCAUGCUGUUAAAGGUGUUUCUCCCGAAUCUGCGCAAUCAUCUUCCUCGACCGUUACGGGGGAUGAAUCUGUGUUCUUCUUGCAAGAUCAACGCUCCACGACCGAGCCUUCGUCUCUCGACUCCGGUUUCUCGGAUCGACCAAUGGCGCUGAGCCCCGGCGAAGAGAUGUCGAUGCGCGAAGUAUUGAAGCCAGGAGACACCAGUGUACUUCAGGGUGUUGAUCAAGACUUCUCGCAGCUAUCAUUGUCAGAGAGCACGCCCAUAUACGAACGCAUUGCAUCAAUCUAUUCGCGUGCAAGUGCGCUGCUUCGGGAUUCCAUGGAUUUGGAUGGAGUUGCAUUUAUCGAUGCCUGUCCAACCGAUUUUGCCUUUGUACCCGAAGAAUCAGAAACUUGGGAUCCAUCAACAACCGCAGAUCCCGGGUUCCCGGCUGCUCCGCUGCCUACCCCUCUCGGGCUUGCUAGGGCUGUGUCGCAUGAGUUUGACCUUCCAUGCGACAUUUUGAGUUGUGCGCUAAAGUCGCCAUCUAAAGGAAAUGACGGUCCAAACAAACAACCUAGUAUACCACAGGGAUUGCUCCAUCAAAUGCUCAAGUCCUUUCCUCAAGGCCACUUCCUAAGUCUAGAGGAGGCCGUUGAUGAGGAUAAGUAUCCCUCAAUUGAUAGCCCCAGAGCCGUUGAUUCUCAACUUGAUCCCGACACUCAAACUUGUACAAAACAUCUUGCGCGGUGUCUUCCCGGUGCUAAAUCUGCCCUGUUUCUUCCUUUAUGGGAUUGGAAUAAGUCACGUUGGCUUUCCGGGGUUCUGGUAUGGACGACAAGCAGUUUCCGCGCGCUUGGGCUCGAAGAGUUACACUAUUUCAAGGUUUUUGGUGAUUCUUUGAUUUCUGAAGUUUCUCGAAUUCAUUGGGCAACUACCGAGAGAUCAAAAUUCGAUUUCAUAUCCUCUGUCAGCCACGAGCUUCGUUCACCACUGCACGGGAUACUGGCGAGUGCUGAAUUGUUACAUGCCAGUUCUCUUAGCCCAUCACAAGAAGAUAUGGUGAUGAUGAUCGAAAAGUCCGGAUUGACAUUACUGGAUACAACGAAUCACAUGUUGGAAUUCUGCAAGGUCAAUAACUUGAGACAUACGGACAGGCUGAAUGAAAUGAUCUCAGAAAAUGACACGACCAAUCUUGUUUCCGAUUUUGACAUUAGCCAUUUGGUGGAAGAGGUUGCAGACAUAUUAUACACCGGCCAGCGAGCACCUGAGCAGGUGAACCAGCUCGCUAAAAGGAUGUCAUCGAACAAGGAAGCAGGCGAUUCAAUCACCAAGGAUUUUAGGACACAAAACCAAAUGUCUGUUGUCAUACGAGUCGACCAAGCGGACACUUGGAUGAUUCGGUCCCUAGCAGGUGCCUGGAGAAGAAUCGUGAUGAACCUUCUUGGCAAUGCCAUGAAAUGGACAACAGCUGGGUUCAUCGAAAUAGCCUUGUCAAAGGCGAGGGAUCGAUCAGACUCACAUUCGCCCCUUGUUCACCUCGCCAUCACUGAUACUGGCCGUGGAAUUGCGCCCGAAUUCAUCAAACACAAAUUGUUCGCCCCGUUUUCUCAAGAAGACCCGCUGUCUGAAGGUGUCGGGCUGGGCCUGAGCACGGUACAGCAAUUGGUCAUGUCACUUGGGGGACAUGUCAAUGUGAGGAGCGAAAUAGGCAUUGGCACUCAAGCUGAUGUCUAUAUCCCGGUUCAAUAUCUACCGGCUAGUCUUGAUCCGCAGUAUAGCCCGUCACCGACAACUACCCAGCCAGGAACCACCCCAAUGCAGGCGUGCCUGGUAGGCUUUAAUGGUUAUCCCGACCUCACAGAGACGCCCACUGGCAUUCUUACUGUCGAAGGCAAACGAAAUCUUUCCAUUCAGAGUGCACUUGCAAACAUCUUCAUGACAAAGUUGAAGUGGAAUAUCUCUCUGGCUGGCUCCAUCGAGAAGGCUCGCGGCCAGGUCAUUGUCAUUGAGGAAGAACUCCUCAGACAAACUAUGGAUAAAAAUGAUCAACUUGUUUCCGAAAUGGCGGCUCAGAAUGGGUUUGACUUCUUCAUCGUGCUAAGCGGCAAUGUCCCAAUCAUACUGGACAGCCUUUCCGUCAGCAUCAUCCGCAUUGCCCAACCAUUCGGACCACAGAAAAUUUACAACGCCGUUGAAAAGAUUAUGAAGUGGCGCGAAAUCCAAAUACAGCCUGCGCCCCCUGCGCCCGACGCUGCUAUCCCACCCAUAUCUCUACAGACACAAACAGAAAGCAAUUUAGACUCGGGCUCGGAUCUCAAUGCUAGAGGGACGUCCGAGUAUCCAAACGAAGCAGUGAGCUCACUGGGAGGAUCAAGCAGUUCCACACCCCGACCACCCAGCAAGCAAGCAGCGGCCCAUGUUCUCAUUGUGGACGACAAUGAAAUUAAUGUCAAGAUUAUGGCCACUUUUAUGCGAAAAAUAAACUGCAGCUAUGACACAGCCCACAACGGCCUUGUUGCACUGGAGAAAUACAAAUCCUCCGACUGUUACUACGACUUCGUCUUGAUGGACAUCUCAAUGCCAGUGAUGGACGGCCUCGUCUCGACGAGCAAAAUUCGCGAAUUUGAACGCGAACAUAACGUCAAACCAUCAUGUAUCAUGGCUGUCACUGGAGUUUCCUCCGCUGGUUUCCAGCAUCAAGCUACUACGGCUGGUAUCGAUAACUACCUCAUUAAGCCCCUCUCUCUUCGCGCCCUUAAGACUCUUAUGAACAUUGCAUGA
Molecule: messenger RNA, 3684 nt
Organism: Penicillium crustosum
Lineage: Eukaryota; Fungi; Ascomycota; Eurotiomycetes; Eurotiales; Aspergillaceae
Product: hybrid sensor histidine kinase/response regulator
Exons: 6
Coding region: 1-3684 (1227 amino acids)
Biological process (GO): protein autophosphorylation; phosphorelay signal transduction system
Molecular function (GO): phosphorelay sensor kinase activity; protein binding; histidine phosphotransfer kinase activity
Source: RefSeq, a predicted model, not a curated record